UGUAUUACCGUUUUCUAAAAAAAAGUUAAAACACGUUAAAUCAAGUAGGCAAUGUCGGCUUAGGAUAAGGAUUUUCGAGUAUACUUUUUUAUAAAAUCUGGAAUUAAAAUUAUAAGUAUGUUCGUCUUUCGCCCCACCAUUUUCUUAGGCAAUAUUAAUAUAUGUUUACGCUAUAUAUCACAAUUCCAAACGCCAAAAACAGAUUGUACGCCCUUUGGGCCGCCAAAAAAGGUAGUAGACCCAAAAGCAUGUACUCCCAGGGACAGGGGACUGGUGCUAGGUGUCUACUACAACGAUCAAGUGCCCGGAGACGAUGCAGCGAUCCUUACGGCCAGCGCACAGAAGUAUGAUAAGCAGGUGAAUGGCAAACUUUGGAAAUUGUUGAAACUUACCCCCAUACCAAAACUUGGUGAAAACAGAAUAUUUUACGACGUAGAUCCCAAUUAUGGUUAUGUAUGUGUUUCUGGUUUGGGUUCAGAGUGCUUGGCGUACAGUAGCUCUGAAAGAAUAGAUGAAAGUAAAGAAGCCAUAAGAGUAGCGGCCGGAUCAGCAUGCAAAUCUCUCUUAGCUCUUAAUCCACGAGCUAUUUACUUGGAAUCUUUUGGCAAUGCUGAAUGUGCCGCAGAGGGAGCUGCACUAGGCUGCUGGCAAUUUCGAGAAUAUAGACGUCCCGAGAAAUAUCCUAGUCCACAUGCACCCAAACUGCACUUGUACGAUGAUUGUGAUUUUGAUGGCUGGAACAUUGGGAAAUUGAAAGCUGAAUCACAAAACUUAGCCAGAUAUCUAUCGGAAAUGCCUCCUAACCUUUUGAAUCCUACGGCUUUUGCCACAAUCAUGGUAGAACUGUUGUGUGAGUUAGAUAUAAACGUAGAAAUUAAAACUAAAGGAUGGGCCGCCGCGCACCAAAUGGGAGGGUUUGUAUCGGUGGGUAAAUCAUCUGUACAACCGCCGCUGUAUGUCGAGAUCAGUUACUACGGCGCGGAUGAAUGCACUCGCCCAAUAGUGCUAAUCGGCAAAGGAGUGACGUUUGAUAGCGGCAGUCUGGACUUGAAACCACCCGAUGAGCUGAGAUACAUGAAAGGUGACAUGGCGGGUGCAGCAUGCGUACUGGCCGUCACUAGAGCGGCGGCUAAACUUAAAUUGCCCGUUAAUAUUCGCGGUAUUCUGCCACUUUGCGAACUCAUGCCUAGCGGCAAGAGCCCCAAGUUCGGGGAUAUCGUUUGUAGUGCCACCGGAAAAUCUGUUCGUAUAAGACUUCCUUCGCGAGAAGGACGGCUACUUAUUGCCGACAGUCUAGUAUAUGCGAGAAAUUAUUGGCCCAAGUUCGUUAUUGACGUAGGCACAAUGUCUAAAGAAUUGAUGGCAACGUUAGGCGCCUCGGCUUGCGGGUGCUAUAGUAAUUCAGAUGAACUAUAUUGCUACCUGGACUCAGCCGCUGCGUGCACUGGAGAUCGGAUCUGGCGUAUGCCGUUGUGGAAAUUCUACGAAGAUCGCGUACUGGACGUCCAGUGCGCCGAUGUGGCGAAUACCGGCAGACAUAAAUAUGGAGAUUCACCUAACUGCGCUGCUUUUCUAAAGCAAUUCGUAUGUGACUUCAAGUGGGUCCACCUCGAUACGUACAAUAUCACAUACACCAAAGGACACGAUUUUCCCUACCUGGGUCGCGGUAUGACGGGUCGCCCGACUCGCACGAUCAUUGAGAUGAUGUAUCAGUUGUACGUCGACGCCAAAGUGUAAAAUAAAACCUGUAAAACUUACCUACUGCAUUCCAGAAAUGUUUCCUGACGACUC
Hyposmocoma kahamanoa is the source of this 1791-nucleotide messenger RNA. It is a transcript of the gene S-Lap, whose product is annotated as cytosol aminopeptidase-like. The coding region runs from base 118 to 1737 and encodes 539 amino acids. Gene Ontology annotation, cellular component: cytoplasm. Lineage: Eukaryota; Metazoa; Arthropoda; Insecta; Lepidoptera; Cosmopterigidae. The transcript has a single exon. Gene Ontology annotation, molecular function: metalloaminopeptidase activity; manganese ion binding. The record is from RefSeq and is a predicted model, not a curated record. Gene Ontology annotation, biological process: proteolysis.